UCGUUUUAUCGCUCAUUCUUCCACAAAUCCGAACACAAAUCCGAAGAAGCUCGAGAGGAAGAUGACGACGAUUCGUAGAUUCAGCUGCAACGAUCUUCUCCGGUUCACCUCCGUCAAUCUCGACCACCUCACUGAAACAUUCAAUAUGUCCUUCUACAUGACCUACUUAGCUAGAUGGCCCGACUAUUUCCAUGUUGCUGAAGCUCCCGGGAAUCGUGUCAUGGGUUAUAUUAUGGGCAAAGUCGAAGGGCAGGGUGAAUCCUGGCAUGGUCAUGUGACAGCCGUCACUGUCUCUCCAGAAUAUCGCAGGCAGCAACUCGCAAAGAAACUGAUGAACCUUUUGGAAGAGAUCAGCGAUAAGAUUGAUAAGGCAUACUUUGUGGAUCUGUUCGUGAGAGCAUCUAACACACCAGCCAUCAAGAUGUAUGAAAAGCUUGGCUACAUAAUCUAUAGGCGGGUUCUACGCUAUUAUUCAGGAGAGGAAGACGGGUUAGAUAUGAGGAAGGCAUUAUCAAGAGAUGUAGAGAAAAAGUCUGUGAUUCCUCUCAAGAGACCUAUCACACCUGAUGAAUUGGAGCGUAUCGCUUCUCUCUCGAUCAGAAACGUGUCGCAUGAAUCCGCCGAUCAGACUUCUCCCUCUAGGCCGCGAACUCUUUAUCCUGGCGGUUACAAGCGUCCCGAGCUCUCUGUUCCCGGUCUUCUUCUCCGGCUAGACGCGGAUGAGGUUACGAGCGGGAAUCGUGAUGAGACUUUUGAUUUGGUCGACCGUGCGCUAGCCAAAUCGGUACAAAUCGUCGUGCUUGAUGGCGGAGCUACCGCCGGUAAGCUAUACGAGGCAGCUUGUUUGCUGAAAUCACUUGUCAAGGGCCGUGCUUACCUCUUGAUCGCCGAACGCGUUGAUAUCGCCACGGCCGUUGGUGCCAGCGGUGUUGCUCUCUCCGACGAAGGUCUUCCGGCGAUAGUGGCAAGAAACACCUUGAUGGGUUCCAAUCCCGACUCGGUAGUUUUGCCUUUGGUAGCUAGGAUUGUGAAAGAUGUUGAUUCUGCUCUAAGUGCCUCCAGCACUGAGGGUGCUGAUUUCCUCAUACUUGGAUCUGGUGAAGAUAAUCAAGUUGGUGUAUUGGCAGAUUCUUUGUUGAAGAGCGUGAAAAUACCCAUUUUUGUGACUUGCAGAAGCAAAGGAGAAGCUAAAGAAGAGUUGCAGUUACUGGAGUCAGGUGCCUCUGGUUUUGUAAUUUCGUUGGAAGACCUGCGUUCUUCCAGAGAUGUUUCUCUUCGCCAGUGUCUUGCUGGAGCUUAUGCUGUGAAUCACGAAACUCAAAAUGAGAACGAAAGCAUACUUGAGGAAAAACCACUGGUUGAGGCUAGUGAGCUGCAGGAGCAAAAGAGUUCCGCUGGCUUCAUAAAAUUAGAGGACAAGCAGAAACAAAUAAUAGAAAUGGAGAAAUCGGUGUUGAGAGAGGCAAUUGAAAUCAUCCAGAAGGCGGCUCCACUGAUGGAGGAAGUCUCUCUUCUGGUUGAUGCACUUUCCCGGAUUGAUGAGCCAUUUUUAAUGGUUAUAGUGGGGGAAUUUAACUCCGGAAAAUCAACGGUUAUCAAUGCACUUCUUGGGAAGAGAUACCUCAAAGAGGGGGUAGUCCCCACAACCAAUGAAAUCACUUUUCUGUGUUACUCUGACUUGGAAUCUGAAGAGCAGCAGCGUUGCCAAAGGCAUCCAGACGGCCAAUACAUCUGCUAUCUUCCUGCACCAAUACUCAAGGAUAUAAACAUCGUUGACACACCUGGGACCAAUGUAAUCCUUCAAAGGCAACAACGCCUUACAGAAGAAUUUGUUCCACGUGCAGAUCUGCUUGUUUUUGUUCUUUCUGCUGACCGUCCUUUAACCGAAAGUGAGGUUGGGUUUCUCCGGUAUACACAGCAGUGGAAAAAGAAAUUUGUGUUUAUCUUGAAUAAAACUGAUAUCUACCGUGAUGCUCGUGAGCUUGAGGAAGCUAUCGCAUUUGUUAAGGAGAAUACACGGAAGUUGCUUAAUACAGAAAAUGUGAUAUUGUAUCCAGUGUCCGCACGGUCUGCUCUUGAGGCAAAGCUUUCAAAAGCAUCUUUGGUAGGCAGAGAUGAUCUAGAAGUCUCGGAUCCUGAUUCUAAUUGGAGAAUCCAGAGCUUCAAUGAACUUGAGAAAUUUCUGUACAGCUUCUUAGAUAGUUCAACUGCUACCGGGAUGGAGAGAAUAAGGCUUAAAUUGGAGACACCAAUUGCGAUUGCAGAGCGUCUCCUUUCUUCUGUGGAGUCUCUUGUGAGACAAGACUGCGUAGCUGCUAGGGAAGAUUUGGCUUCAGCAGACAAGAUUAUCAAUCGUACUAAAGAACACGCGCUUAAAAUGGAAUAUGAGAGCAUUUCUUGGAGAAGGCAGGCACUCUCGUUGAUUGAUAAUGCCAGAUUACAAGUUGUUGAUUUAAUAGGAAAUACCCUGAGGCUUUCAAGUCUCGAUCUAGCUAUCUCUUACGUGUUUAAAGGGGAAAACUCAGCCUCAGCAGCAGCUACGUCCAAAGUUCAUGGUGAAAUACUCGCUCCAGCACUUUCAAAUGCCCAAGAUUUGCUUGGUAAAUAUGCCGAAUGGCUACAGUCGAAUACUGCCCGUGAAGGGAGCCAGUCCUUGAAAUCAUUUGAAAACAAAUGGCCAAAAUAUGUCAAUUCAAAAACUCAAUUGGGCAUAGACACAUAUGACUUGCUUCGCAAAACUGAUAAAUUCAGCUUGAAAACAAUACAGAACUUGAGUGCCGGAACCACAUCAAAACGAUUGGAACAAGAUAUUCGAGACGUGUUCUUUGUGACAGUCGGUGGGCUUGGAGCUGCGGGACUAUCUGCAUCACUUCUAACCUCAGUGCUACCCACCACAUUGGAAGAUCUACUUGCUCUUGGCCUCUGUUCCGCUGGAGGGUAUGUGGCUGUAGCAAACUUCCCAUAUCGUAGACAAGCUAUAAUUGGUAAGGUGAAUAAAGUGGCUGAUGCAUUGGCUCAACAGCUCGAAGAUGCUAUGCAAAAGGAUCUUUCAGAGGCGACAAAUAAUCUAGCAAGCUUUGUGAAUAUUGUUGCCAAGCCUUACCGAGAAGAAGCUCAGCUAAGACUUGAUCGUCUUUUAGGCAUCCAGAAAGAAGUAUCAGAUAUUAGAAGUAGGUUACAUUUGCUGGAAGUUGAAAUUGAUAACAUUCAUGUAUCACGAGACGAGAUGAGACUUUAGUUGUUCCAACACAUUCUCGUCGGGUUGAGUGCGGAACAAAGUAUUGUUUGUGAUACAAAUGGAUGGAUGAAUUGGAAGCUCAGGUGACUCGUGAAGAAAACAUUAUUCUGUUCGUUGACCUCCACAUGUAUCUCACACCACAGAAACACAAUCUCAAGGAUUUGGACAUGAAACUGAUUUCGGGUCAUCGGCCAUAUCUACUCUUUGAUUGGUAAGUAGUAUGUGCCGCUUUUGUUUGAUUCCGGGCUUAUUCUAACCAAUUCCGAAGAAGAAGCGAUUACCAGGUAGUACCGCGGAUCCUAUGGUUGAAAUCGGUUUGGUAUUGGACAAAAAGAAGACCAAAGAUACAUGUGCAUCUUUUUAUAUUAAGAUUUAUUUCAUGAUUCAUGCGACUCUGCAUUACAGUUGCAAGUUGGAAGUGUAGCUAAAAGGUCCCAGGAAGGUGUGGACUUCGAACUCUUGCCUUUGUGAUUUCUUCGUCUUCAAUUAUUGAAUUUGGAAGACUUUCAUCAAAAGGGCAUUUUGGUCAUUUUAUUUUUAUUUUUAUUUUUAAUUGGCAAUUGCUCGAUUGUGGUAUUGGUACGAGCGGUGACCGGAUAUAGCUAAGAUAUCCAGUAUUCGAACGGAUAAAAUCGUUUUUGUCAUCCGUAUUAAUUUGGUUUAGAUUAUUAUUCCUGUUUUCCAAAAUAUUUAACCUGUUUAAAUAUUUUUUCUGGAUUAGCGAAGUACUGAAUGAUUAGUUUGUUCGAAUCAUG
Molecule: messenger RNA, 3993 nt
Organism: Thlaspi arvense
Lineage: Eukaryota; Viridiplantae; Streptophyta; Magnoliopsida; Brassicales; Brassicaceae
Source: the annotation of a GenBank genome assembly